AUGCGUCUACUUAUUCUAUAUGGAAGUCAAACGGGAACAGCUCAAGAUGUUGCUGAACAACUGUGGCGUAAAUCAAAAACAUAUGGCUUUGAGGGACCGGUACUGGCUAUGAAUGAAUACUCCGUACAGAAUCUAAUUGAAGAAACAUUGGUGUUUUUUGUUGUUGCAACAACAGGUGAUGGCGAUGAACCGGACAAUAUGCGCAACUUUUGGAAAUUCUUAUUAAGGCGAAGCCUACCGCAAAAUUCCUUGGAAAAGCUGCAAUUUGCCUGUUUGGGCUUAGGAGAUUCUAGUUAUGCGAAAUUUAAUUAUGCAGCUAAAAAAUUAAAUAAACGGCUCCAGCAACUGGGUGCCACUUCAAUUAUACCCAUGGGAUUGUGUGAUGAUCAACAUGAUCAUGGUUUGGGUGCAGUGGCAUUACCAUGGAUGCAACAAUUGUGGUUGGAAGUGGAAAAACGUUUGGGUGUAAAAGCCAAUGACCUUGAUAGUGCUAAAGUCUUUAAAUGGUCAUGUCGAACUGUGAAUAAUUCUGCUAAUGAGGAAGGUUCGCAGCAACAUAUACUAUGGCCCCACAAGGAGGAACCUCAAAAAUUCCUACUAAGUGAAAACCUGCGUACUACAGAUAAAGACCAUUUUCAAGAUGUUCGUCUAUUGAAAUUUGAUGCUGGACAUGCCACCUGGAGCCCCGGAGAUAUUUUACAAGUCCAACCACAAAACUCCAAAGAACAAAUUGAAGCAUUUUUCUCCUGGGUUAAAGAGCAUAAUUUAGACUUCUCACCCGAUACUGUAGUAGAAAUAACAAGCAACUAUAAGGAUAUACCCAUACCGAAAUGCUACAAUAAACCGUUGACCGUACAACAAAUGGUAACAUCGAUAUGGGAUCUGAGUCACAAGCCCCGACAAAGAGAAUUUGAAUUGUUAGCCUUAAAUUGUGAAGAUGAGUUGGAGAAGGAGAAACUUAUUGAAUUCACCACAGCUGAAGGUCUGGAAGAUCUUAUCGGUUAUAUAAAUCGGCCACGUCGUACAAUUCUGGAAGUGUUGCAAGACUUUCGACAUGCUUCUGCCAAACUGACGCUGAAUACUUUAAUAGAACUAUUUACUUUUAUACAACCGCGUAGCUUUUCAAUUGCCAGUUGUGUGGAAUCAGGCAAACUGGAUCUACUGGUGGCUGUGGUGGAAUAUAAAACAAAGCUUUCAAAACCCCGGUUGGGUUUAUGUUCAAAUUGGUUGAAAUCCCUGGAGGCUGGAACAACAAUAUUAGGCUGUAUAAAAACGGGAACAAUGAAACUGCCCAAAAAUCCCCAAAUACCUGUUAUUAUGAUUGGACCUGGUACAGGUAUUGCACCAUUUCGCAGCUUCAUACAAAGUCGUUAUUUUCUAAAAGAAAAUGAACAAAAUGCUGACACUCCGUUGGUUGUAUAUUUCGGUUGUCGAAAUCGUAACAAAGAUUUCCACUUUAGUGAUGAUCUUGAAAAAUGGUCCAAUGAACGUUUUAUUCGUCUUUAUUGUGCCUUUUCCAGAGAUCAAGAUCAUAAAAUAUAUGUACAACAUUUAAUCGAAGAAAAUGUUAGUGAAUUGAAAACAUUGAUUUUAGAAAAUCAGGCAUUUAUAUUGGUUGCUGGUUCUUCGAAAAAUAUGCCAAAAUCCGUCAAAGAAGCAUUCCUCAAAGUACUUGAUGGUAAAGAGGCAUUACUGGAAGAAAUGAUUAAACAAAGACGUUAUCAAGAAGAAACUUGGUCAUAG
Messenger RNA from Musca vetustissima, 1743 nucleotides. Its product is annotated as NADPH-dependent diflavin oxidoreductase 1. The record is from RefSeq and is a predicted model, not a curated record. NCBI's taxonomy places the organism in Eukaryota, Metazoa, Arthropoda, Insecta, Diptera, Muscidae. Gene Ontology annotation, molecular function: NADPH-hemoprotein reductase activity; FMN binding; flavin adenine dinucleotide binding. The transcript has a single exon. The coding region runs from base 1 to 1743 and encodes 580 amino acids. Gene Ontology annotation, cellular component: cytosol.